Messenger RNA from Bombus pyrosoma, 967 nucleotides. RefSeq names its product pyridoxine/pyridoxamine 5'-phosphate oxidase. The transcript has 6 exons. Lineage: Eukaryota; Metazoa; Arthropoda; Insecta; Hymenoptera; Apidae. The record is from RefSeq and is a predicted model, not a curated record. Gene Ontology annotation, biological process: pyridoxine biosynthetic process; pyridoxal 5'-phosphate biosynthetic process. Gene Ontology annotation, molecular function: FMN binding; pyridoxamine phosphate oxidase activity. The coding region runs from base 139 to 867 and encodes 242 amino acids.
UUACUUCUCUGAUAUUAUGUAUAUUUUCCGCGGUUUGAGAAGACUGUUCGAUGUUAUACUUAUUCAUAACCUGUUAUUCCUAAGUUUACUUUCUUGCAACACUUAGCGUGUGAAGUGUCUCUAAGUAGCAUCAGCAUCAUGUCAUCUUCAAAGCUUACUGCAGAUGCGAAGUUCGGUGUUGAUAUUGGAGAUAUACGAAUUAGGUACAAAGACAAAAACGAAACUUUUACGGAGGAACAACUUGUUAGCAAGGAGCCUAUUGGUCAAUUUAAAGCAUGGUUCGAGGAAGCGUCCAAGGACCCGCAAAUUUUCGAGCCAAACACCAUGUAUCUUGCCACGGCUACUGAUAAUAGCAUUCCGUCCAUACGACCAGUAUUACUAAAACAUUAUGGUAAUGAUGGUUUCAAAUUUUAUACGAAUUACAAAAGUAAAAAAGCUCGCGAUAUAGCUCAAAACUCAAAUGUAGCGGCGUACUUAUAUUGGCAACCUUUGAGACGAGGAGUGCGUAUAGAAGGCAAAGCAGUAAAAACUUCUCCAGAAGACUCGGAUCGUUAUUUCCAAACCCGACCAUAUUCGUGUCAAAUAGGAUCAAUGUCUAGCAAACAAAGUAGCGUGAUCGCGAGUAGAGAGACGCUUAUUGUGAAAGAAAGGGAAUUACUGGCACAGUUCCCAGAGGGACAAGUUAAAAGGCCAGACUGCUGGGGAGGGUAUAUCAUUAUUCCACAUUCCGUAGAAUUUUGGCAAGGUCAAAGCGAUCGUUUACACGAUAGAAUUCGUUUCAGACGGCCUAUGCCAAACGAAAAAAUCGACGAUGUAUUACUCCAUCAGGGAGAUAACGGAUGGGUUUAUGAAAGAUUAUCUCCGUAGAUAAUAUAAGAAAGGAUAUUUUUUAUUAAAUAAUAUUUCUUGUUUUACAAAUUACAAAAAGAAUAAUGCUUCUAAAAUAAUAAGUUCUGGAUCAGCCUAA